Myotis davidii is the source of this 469-nucleotide messenger RNA. It is a transcript of the gene SPINK14, whose product is annotated as serine peptidase inhibitor, Kazal type 14 (putative). NCBI's taxonomy places the organism in Eukaryota, Metazoa, Chordata, Mammalia, Chiroptera, Vespertilionidae. The transcript is spliced from 4 exons. The coding region runs from base 1 to 291 and encodes 96 amino acids. Gene Ontology annotation, molecular function: protein binding. The record is from RefSeq and is a predicted model, not a curated record.
AUGGCCAAAUCUUUCCCAGUGCUCUGCUCAUUACUGUUCUUCAUGCUGAUCCAUUCGGUGGUACCAUCUGUCCGUGAAGAAUGGUGGCCACCCCAUGGAGAUUUCAAGGUGAAAUGUCCAUAUAAGAAAGUAGACUUGAGCUGGUUCAAAGGAACAUUGAAGCCCUGCCGUGGUAUAUAUCAUCCGGUCUGUGGCACCAAUUUGGUAACCUAUGAAAACCCCUGCAUCUUGUGUGUUGAGAGCUUGAAAUCUUCUGGGCAAAUUAAGUUUCUACGUGAUGGAGCAUGCUAGUUAAGCAGGCUUGGAUGUGAAAGAAUAUAUCUUCUUUUUCUCCCUCAUGGCAGUCCUCUUCUUACAACUCACCUGUCCUUUUUUCCUCCUUGCAUAUGUUCUUGGUGACAGAGAGCUGCCCCUAUUGAGCUUGUAUCAGAUAGUGAAAGCUUCCUUCUUUAGUCCUCUUCCCUCUUUG